UUCUGCGCGAGCUCUCCGUCAGCUCUCUCGCGCACUCCGCUCUCCAUUCACAUGUAAAUUAGGCCCCAUAAAUGCACCCGUUGGUCGCUCACUUUUUGCACAAUACCCGCCUCGCUUGUUAGCACCGUGUGUAGACCUUUGUUUCAGACUGCGCUCGCCAGCCAUCUGCCCUCCAUUCAGGAGUCGUAACGGCACUGCGUGCUUGCUCGGAGCGCUCUCUCUCUCACUCUCUCUCUCAUUCUCUCUCUCUCUCUCUCUCUCUCUCUCUCUCUCUCUCUCGGAAACCCAGCAGCAAUAUGGCCCCUGUUUCCCGCAACAGCAAGUCUGAAGAUGACUAUUUCGGGAUUAAAGGAGACAGAAAGACGAGAAAGCCCUUGGUGGAGAAGAAGAGACGCGCCCGGAUUAAUGAAAGUUUGCAGGAGCUGCGGCUGCUCCUGAGCGACUCAGACGCGCAGACAAAGAUGGAGAACGCCGAAGUGCUGGAAAUGACUGUGAAGCACGUGGAAAGUAUUCUUCAAAACAGAGCGAAAGCGGCUGACAGCAUGAACCGUGAGGCGAGUGAACGCUUCGCUGCCGGUUAUAUCCAGUGUAUGCAUGAAGUGCAUACGUUCGUAUCCAGCUGUCCAGGCAUCGACGCCACCAUCGCGGCCGACCUGCUCAACCAUCUGCUGGAGUGUAUGCCUCUGAAUGACGAAGAUCGCGUCCAUGAUCUGCUCUCCGAUUUGAUGGGAGACUGUGUGAACGGUGGCGCUUGGGCAAGCGAGGGCAUGCACGCUGUGAUGUCCCCACGUGAAGGAAGUGCCACCAGCAGACCUUCAGAUCUUUCCCCCUCCCCAUCCAGCAUGUCGAGCGAUGAUCUGUGCUCGGACCUCGACGAGACCGACACUGAGCACAGUCACGUAGACAGUCGGGACGCCCACAAUAAUCUGCCCACUGCUUUCUAUUCCAAAUCAGUAUGGAGACCCUGGUAGACUCUGACAGAUCCCUGAACCAUAGCAGUAAGAUGUAAUGCAGCAGAACCCUGUGUAGCUGUUAGUGCGGAUUAUGUAGAAAGACUGGUCAUGUAUGUGAGAUUUUAGCUGGGAAUAAGAAGUGUCUGUAACAGAUCUGAAAAGCUCUUCAUUGGUGAAACAGCCUUGGUGUCAACCUAACAACACUGCAACAUCAGCAUCUUUGUAGCGUAUUUAAAUAUAUUUUUUGUAUAAGCUAAAUUAAGACGACACUGUUCUGAUGAGUAUUUCUAGGAAGUAUCUUAUUAUUGUAGACAGAUGUGUAAAUAUUUCAUUGUUGCUGUAGAUAUAUUGAUUACGUGUGCGUUUUCUUCAUUAAAAACAUAAACACAUA
Messenger RNA from Silurus meridionalis, 1344 nucleotides. RefSeq names its product hes family bHLH transcription factor 6 (gene hes6). The transcript has 4 exons. Bases 297 to 971 code for a protein of 224 amino acids. The record is from RefSeq and is a predicted model, not a curated record. Gene Ontology annotation, cellular component: nucleus. Lineage: Eukaryota; Metazoa; Chordata; Actinopteri; Siluriformes; Siluridae. Gene Ontology annotation, molecular function: RNA polymerase II cis-regulatory region sequence-specific DNA binding; DNA-binding transcription factor activity, RNA polymerase II-specific; protein dimerization activity. Gene Ontology annotation, biological process: regulation of neurogenesis; anterior/posterior pattern specification; regulation of transcription by RNA polymerase II.